Messenger RNA from Colletotrichum spaethianum, 1101 nucleotides. Its product is annotated as putative transporter. Bases 1 to 1101 code for a protein of 366 amino acids. Gene Ontology annotation, biological process: transmembrane transport. Gene Ontology annotation, cellular component: membrane. The transcript is spliced from 4 exons. Gene Ontology annotation, molecular function: transmembrane transporter activity. Lineage: Eukaryota; Fungi; Ascomycota; Sordariomycetes; Glomerellales; Glomerellaceae. The record is from RefSeq and is a predicted model, not a curated record.
AUGGCUUCAUUCCUUACCCCGCGUCAUGAAAAACACGAUGUUUCGGAACUAGAGAGCGGCCACCAUGAGCAAGGGCCAAGGGAAAAUGAGAUUCAGCGCAUCGACGCUAUGGCAACGGCCCAAGGCACUACACUUGCCUCUUUUGAUCAUUUGGACAAGAAGAGAAUUCUAAGAAAGCCAUCAGGUGGAAACAUCGGAAAUGCCAAAAUCGAAGGACUUCAAGAAGAUUUGAACAUGACUGCCGACCAGUACAACUGGUGCCUCACAGUAUUCUUUUUUACCUACGCAGUAUUUGAGGUUCCGAGUAAUUUGCUGCUCAAGAAACUCCGUCCCAGCGUAUGGCUUCCAACAAUCAUGGUCGCCUGGGGUGUUGUCAUGACGCUGAUGGGAAUCGUGCGGAACUAUCACGGACUGCUGGUAGCUCGAAUAUUUCUUGGUGUCACUGAAGCCGGACUCUUUCCAGGCGUAGCGUACUACUUAACCAUGUGGUAUUGUCGCCACGAGAUCCAGCUCCGACAGGCAAUGUUCUUCUCAGCCGCAUCUAUCGCCGGCGCUUUCAGUGGCCUCCUGGCUUUUGCCAUUUCCAAGAUGGAUGGAAUAGGCGGAUUGGAGGGCUGGCGUUGGAUCUUCAUCCUAGAGGGUAUUGUCACUGUCGUCGUUGCAAUCAUGGCAUUUUUCGCGUUGCACGACUUUCCCGAGACAGCCAACUUCUUGACUGAAGAGGAGCGUGCAUUCGUCGUAUUUCGACUGAAGUAUCAAGGACAAGUCCAAGGAAAGGUGGAAAACCACGUACAAGUUGCCGAGGCCGAAGGCUUCAAGUGGAAAUACGUAUGGGAUGCUUUUAAGGACUGGCAGAUUUGGGUCAACAUCCUCGUCUACUGGGGUGUUGUGUGUCCGCUAUACGGGAUCAGCCUUUUCCUCCCAACAAUCAUCCGAAACCUGAACUACACUUCGAGCACAGCACAACUAAUGACGGUACCGAUUUACAUCACCGCUGCAGUACUCGCCGUCAUUGUCGCAUAUCUAUCUGAUAAGCUGGGCAAGAGAAGUCCGUUCAUCAUCGGCUUCUUGUGCAUGAUGAUUGUUGGAUUUUCCAUGUGA